Messenger RNA from Cryphonectria parasitica EP155, 1401 nucleotides. RefSeq lists its product as uncharacterized. NCBI's taxonomy places the organism in Eukaryota, Fungi, Ascomycota, Sordariomycetes, Diaporthales, Cryphonectriaceae. Gene Ontology annotation, molecular function: protein binding. Bases 1 to 1401 code for a protein of 466 amino acids. The record is from RefSeq and is a predicted model, not a curated record. The transcript has 3 exons.
AUGUCGGCGUACCCAGACCAGACCCAGCAGAGUACAGUCGACGAGCACCUCAACUUCACCAGAGAUCCCUACAUGAGAGGGUACGCGACUGCGGACGGACCUGAACUGACGGUCUCGGAGCUCGUGGACGACCAGAACUUUCCAUCCUUCUCCGAGGUAAUGGAGGGGGGCGAAGCCGUGCAGCGGGUAGUUGCCAAGCUCUGGCGUGCCAUUCAGCGUCGGCUGGCCAAUCCCUACAAGACGGACAUAGACUACAUUUACCACCUGUACCGGAGGCUGCCGGAGCCGCGGAUAUCGUAUCUGCAUUCGAGGAUCCGGCACCACCUCAUGAAGGUCCUCGGCCGGGAGGAGAGGACACAUACCUCCAUGCUGCGCUAUUUCGCCGUGGUUGAUGACAUCCAACGAAGUGGUAUGCGCCUGACCCGGACAGAAUGGAACUUGGCGCUCUCCUUCGCUGGCCGCUACGUCGGACACUCAACCGACACCGAGGUGGCUUCCGCCCUACGCCUGUGGAAAGAGAUGGAGACCGAGGCCGGGGUCAAGGGCAAUGCCGCCACCUUCAACACCCUUUUCGACGUGGCCUCUAAAGCAGGCAAUUUUGUCUUGGCAGAGAUGCUCUACAAGGAGAUGGAGAAGCGUGGCUUCCGGUACAACCGCUACCACCACGUUUCUUUGAUUCAUUUCUUCGGAUUGAAGAUGGACAGUGAUGGCAUCCGCGCCGCGUACAAGGAAAUGGUCGAGGCGGGCGAGAUGAUUGAUACCGUCGUCUUGAACUGCGUCAUUGCAGGUUUCCUGCGGUGUGGUGAGGAGUGGGCAGCCGAAAGCGUGUACGAGAAGAUGAAGUCGGCGCAUGCGAGGGCACCGGAGAUGCCCUUUCGCAAUUAUAUGAACGACAAAGUCAUAUCCAAGGUGUUGAUCAUGUUCGCAUCUAUUUCCAAGAAAGCCGCCGCCGAAGACGACGAUGGGAGCGCGGGAGACGGGGGAAGUUUACGCCGCCACUUCCAGAAGGUUUCCCCCAUCGUGCCCGACAUACAAACAUACCGCGUCCUACUCAACCACUAUGCGCUGCGCACCUCGUCUCUGGACAAAGUAGCACACUUCCUCGACGACAUGAAAUGGUUCCAGGUUCCCCUCCACGGCGCCGUGUUUCUCGCGCUUUUCAAAGGAUUUGCAUUCCACGGCGGCCGCAAGGGCCAACAGUGGAGCCCUGAACGCCUCAACAACGUUUGGAAGGCCUUCAAAUCCGCCCUGUCCGAGAACGCAAAUGAUCUGUACGUUGAUUACUGGAUGGCCAAAUGGAUCCUGCAGGCGUUCCGGCAGUGUCAUCCCCCAGAAAGGACGGCAAUCCGGGAUACGGGCAUGUAUGGCAGGACGGAGCGAGGUGGCUGGAGGAAGUGGUGA